Molecule: messenger RNA, 1870 nt
Organism: Plectropomus leopardus (leopard coralgrouper)
Lineage: Eukaryota; Metazoa; Chordata; Actinopteri; Perciformes; Serranidae
Gene: ptdss1a
Product: phosphatidylserine synthase 1a
Biological process (GO): phosphatidylserine biosynthetic process
Molecular function (GO): L-serine-phosphatidylethanolamine phosphatidyltransferase activity
Source: RefSeq, a predicted model, not a curated record
UCAGCUGUCAUUAACUUUGCACGCUGCUAACUAGCUAUGUAACCGUAUAUAUGUAUUCUAACUGUUUGUGUGUGUGUGUGUAGUAUCAGUUAGUGGUGUUUGCUGCUGCUGGUGGUGGGGAUCACUUUCUCUCAUGCUGCUGUGAGCCGCUGCUGGCUGCGUCCUGCUAUGGCGUCCGUGUACAGCGGAUCCCACACCUUGAGCAAGGAUGAUGUGAAUUACAGGAUGCAUUUCCGAAUGAUAAACGAGCAGCAGGUUGAAGAUAUCACCAUAGAGUUUUUCUACAGGCCGCACACGAUAACGCUGCUGACAUGCACGGUGCUCAGUUUGAUGUAUUUCGCCUUCGCAAGAGAUGAUGGAAAUCCCGACAGUAAUCUCUGGGUGGGGCUCAUCCUGGUCAUCUCCUUCUUCCUUGUCAUCAGUGUUUUGGCAUUUCCUAAUGGUCCAUUCACCAGACCACAUCCAGCAAUAUGGCGAAUAGUAUUUGGUCUGAGUGUCCUGUACUUCCUGUUCCUGGUUUUAAUCAUCUUCCUCAACUGGCAGCAGGUGAAGCAGCUAAUGUAUUGGUUGGACCCAAACCUGCGUUAUGCCAAGAGAGAGGCAGACAUAAUGGAAUAUGCCGUGAACUGCCAUGUCAUCACCUGGGAGAGAAUCCUGAGCCAUUUUGACAUUUUUGCAUUCAGCCAUUUUUGGGGCUGGGGUAUGAAGGCCCUGCUCAUUCGGAGCUACGGCCUCUGCUGGACCAUCAGUAUUACCUGGGAACUUACUGAGCUAUUCUUCAUGCAUCUGCUGCCUAAUUUUGCUGAGUGCUGGUGGGACCAGGUGAUUCUGGACAUUCUGCUGUGUAAUGGAGGAGGCAUCUGGCUUGGCAUGACUGUCUGCCGCUUUUUGGAGAUGAGGACCUACCACUGGGCCAGUAUUAAGGACAUCCACACCACCACAGGGAAGAUCAAACGAGCUGUGCUACAGUUCACCCCAGCAAGCUGGACCUAUGUUCGCUGGCUUGACCCAAAGUCUUCCCUACAGCGAGUGAUGGGCGUCUAUCUCUUCAUGAUCAUCUGGCAGCUAACAGAGUUGAACACAUUCUUCCUCAAGCACAUCUUCAUCUUUCCUGCAAGUCACCCUCUCAGCUGGUGCCGGAUCCUGUUUAUUGGUGUCAUCACAGCUCCAACAGUGAGGCAGUAUUAUGCGUACCUUACAGACACACAGUGUAAGAGAGUCGGGACCCAGUGUUGGGUGUUUGGGGCAAUAGCCUUUCUGGAGGCCUUGGCAUGUAUUAAGUUUGGACAGGACUUGUUCUCAAAAACACAGAUCCUCUAUGUGAUCCUCUGGCUGCUGUGUUUGGCCUUCAUUACAUUCCUUUGCCUGUAUGGAAUGGUGUGGUAUGCUGAAACUUAUGGUCCAAGAGAAAAGAGCCUCUCAGAGUGUGAAGACAGCAAUUACACUGAAUCUCCUGACCAUGAAGACACAUUUAAAGACGAGACAGAUGUGGAAGACGACAGCCCCACAACCAGAUAUAGAGGGAAGGUCUCCGGAAAGACCAAAUCCAUCAACGGCCUGGACAGCCAGUAGGAGUUGGAGCCAGAGGUUGGUGUGCGACUCCUGAACUCACUCCAAGGAGCCAGGUGUGAAGGAUUACAGGAAGCACUUCCUGGGAUAAUUAGAGUCUAGAAAGCCCUCACCUACAGUAGAGGGAGUGGAGACAGGGGAGACUAAGUGGAUGAACAGGCCCAUGCAGUGUUAUUAGGAGUGCACAGAGGCUUGGACUACGGAGACGCACACUUAAAGGUGUGCUGUAGUUGUAAAAAAAAAAACACUGAUCACAGGUGUGUGUGUGUGUGUGUGUGUGUGUGUGUGUGUGUGUGUGUGU